UUGAGGCUCCGUCUCAAAAAAAAAAAAAAAAGAUUUAGGGCUCCUAAGAAGAGCAGGUAUCUGGCUGGCCUCUGGCUAUCCUGCCUAGAAGUGUUGUGCCCUUUCUGGUCUCCACUCUGGCCUUAGCUUUCCUGCUAGCCAAUCUGGCUUUCAGGAUGUCCUUAUAGAACCUGAGGGCAUUAUGCCUAGUUACCUCUUGGUAUGAGGUAGGCACCUCCCAGCCCCAGGGAUGGAAGAGGGGCCAGUGAGUUGUCUGGACAGUGGGAAGGUAUGGGAGGCAAGGGAACUGAUUCCUUUGAGGCCCAAAACAGUCAAAUCCUGAGAAUAGGGACAAGGCACUACCUGGCAAUCCAUGUUCCUCUAUGGCUACAUAAGGCCCUGAGCUCCUAGCCUGGGGCUUCAGGAAAUAGAGGGUACAUUCAGAGGGUCCACUCUUGGAUGGUGGGCACCUGAGGGUUGGGGGUUCCCUGACAGGUGAUAAGAGGCUCAAAGAACAUGGCUCUAAGGCCAGAGCUCAAUAGAGGGUAAGGCCCAAGUAGCCCAGAGAGCUGGGCCCUGGAGCACCCAUUUCCUGGAAGGUCCCCUGAGGGCCCUUUGCCACAGUCAGGCGGGAAGGGCCCAGGUGUCCAGCCACCCAGCACCGCCUCAGGCAUCCUGGCUCCAACGGGGGACAGCCUCUGCGCCUGCCGUUCCCAGCGCCAGCUCUCAGCCCACAGAGGGGCCUUUGUUCUGGUUGCCAACAGUGCCCGCCGGGCGGCUGGGAACAGGGCCCACAGCCCUACCCUCUCCCAAGGCCCCCAGCCAUCGGACAGUGCCAUUCUAGGUUGUCCAGGAGGCCACUGACACAUAGGGCCAGUGCAAGAAACCAUCUUCUAGUACUAAUGUCAGAGAAGGGGAGUCUGUCCAGGAUGCAUACCAGGACUGGGACCUAGAGGCCUGGGACUCAGCACCAGAGAUCCUGGUGCCACUGGCUCUGAACUCAGGUCAUCCAGAUGACUUUUACUUCACAAAUGGGAAACUGAGUCCCCAAGGCCUUGACUCAGUGUGUGUGUAGGGGGUGCAUUGUGUACUGGCUACAGUGUCCCAUCAGGAUAUCUUGGGACCUCAGGUGUCUGAGCUCUCUUCCCCCAAUGACAGAAGCCAGGGAGGCAGCAGGCAGAGUUGCAUGUGUGUGUGUGUCUUGAAUUACCCCGGGGAGGUGCACUAUGGUUGCAGGCCUCAUGUAGGAGGACCCAAGGAGUGGGCAUAACCAGAAGGACUGGCUGCUCUGAAGACUACUGUGUUGGUUUGAGGGCAGUGCUCCUAGUGGUAUUACCUGAGCCAUGGAAGCGCCUUUGCAGACAGAGAUGGUGGAGCUGGUGCCCAACGGCAAACAUUCAGAGGGGCUACUCCCAGUCAUCACCCCCUUGGCAAGCAACCAGAGGGUUGAGGACCUCGGACGGAGCUGUGUUGAGGGCAAGGGCUUCCUGCAGAAAAGCUCCAGCAAAGAGCCGCACUUCACUGACUUCGAGGGGAAGACAUCAUUCGGGAUGUCAGUGUUCAAUCUCAGCAAUGCCAUCAUGGGCAGCGGCAUCCUGGGGCUCGCCUAUGCCAUGGCCAAUACAGGCAUCAUCCUUUUUCUAUUCCUGCUGACAGCUGUCGCCCUGCUCUCCAGCUACUCCAUCCACCUGCUACUCAAGUCCUCAGGAAUUGUGGGCAUCCGUGCCUAUGAACAACUGGGCUACCGUGCCUUUGGGACCCCAGGAAAGCUGGCAGCGGCCCUGGCUAUCACAUUGCAGAACAUUGGAGCCAUGUCCAGCUACCUGUACAUCAUCAAGUCUGAGCUGCCCCUUGUUAUACAGACCUUCCUGAACCUGGAGGAGAAAACCUCGGACUGGUACAUGAAUGGGAAUUACUUGGUGAUCCUGGUCUCUGUCACUAUCAUUCUGCCUCUGGCACUGAUGCGGCAGCUUGGCUACCUGGGCUACUCCAGUGGCUUCUCUCUUAGCUGUAUGGUGUUCUUCCUAAUUGCAGUCAUCUACAAAAAGUUUCACGUGCCCUGCCCAUUGUCCCCCAACUUCACCAAUAUCACAGGCAACGUCAGCCACGUGGAGGUCAUUGAGGAGAAGGUGCAGCUGCAGGUGGAGACUGAGGCUGCAGCCUUCUGCACCCCAAGCUACUUCACACUCAACUCACAGACAGCAUACACCAUCCCCAUCAUGGCCUUCGCCUUCGUCUGCCACCCAGAGGUGUUGCCCAUCUAUACAGAGCUCAAGGACCCCUCCAAGAGGAAGAUGCAGCACAUCUCUAACCUGUCCAUUGCUGUCAUGUACGUCAUGUACUUCCUGGCUGCCCUCUUCGGCUACCUCACCUUCUAUGAUGGGGUGGAGUCAGAGCUGCUGCACACUUACAGCAAGGUGGACGCGUUUGAUGUGCUGAUCCUGUGCGUGCGCGUGGCCGUGCUGACAGCGGUUACACUCACGGUGCCAAUUGUUCUGUUCCCGGUGCGCCGCGCCAUCCAGCAGAUGCUGUUUGAGAACCAGGAGUUCAGCUGGCUGCGGCACAUACUCAUCGCCAUUUGCCUGCUCACUUGUAUUAACCUGCUGGUCAUCUUUGCCCCCAACAUCCUGGGCAUCUUCGGGGUCAUUGGUGCCACAUCUGCCCCAUGCCUCAUCUUCAUCUUCCCUGCCAUCUUCUACUUUCGAAUUGUGCCCACUGAGAAGGAGCCUGUGAAAUCUACCCCCAAAAUCAUGGCUCUUUGUUUUGCUGUGCUUGGCCUCUUGCUGAUGACCAUGAGCUUGAGCUUCAUCAUCAUUGACUGGGUUUCAGGGACUGGCCAGCAUGGAGGAAGCCACUAGAGAAUCCAUCCUGUUCUGUCUACCUGUCCUAGAACCCCUGUCCAGACUCUCUAGCCCCUGCUCCCAUCCAGCAGCCAGUGCCGGUAGGAGAAAGAUGCAAUUAACACUAUGGCAUUUGGCCCCAUGUCCUCUCUGGAGAAGGUUUUUAUUAAGGAACCAGGACCAAGGCCCUUAGGUCAUCACCCUGCUGGCUCCAGAGCCACAGGGGCUUCCUGAACUGGGAGCAGGAUGGGGCUGUCAUCUCAGAUCCAACUCAAGCUCCUCCAACCACCCUUGCACAGAUGCAUACUCUGAGGCCCAGAAGCUGCUUCUUGAGGUUUCUCAGCCUGUAGAGGCACAUAGAGCUGGAACCCAUGCCUGCAGCCCUUCUCCCACACUGCUGCAAGGCCAUGUCUGCACCAUGGGGCCUCUUCUGCCCCAGCCCACUUGUUUUUCCUCCUUCUAUCCCCUAGACCCCGUUCAGUCACUUGGGGUCAGGCCUUUGGAUGCUCUUCUCACAUGCCCUCCACAGGAAACCUCACCCUACCCCAUAGCUGGGCUGGGGCCAGCAGGUUCUGCUAAGGGUGGGGCUGGUAUGUAGCUACCCACAAGGGACUAUUGCCCUGCCCCUUCACCAGUCCUGGGGAGGCUGGGACUCCCUCACCCCAAGCCUGGGCCAUAGCACACAUUCCACUGCUGGGGGAAGAGAGAGGCUGGGCCUAAAAUGUCCUGCCCUUGGGAGCCAAAGACCCCUAGGGCCAGACUGGGGCAGAAUGGGGAGGCUGGCAGCUCCCUUUUAUAAAUAUUAUACAUAAGA
Messenger RNA from Otolemur garnettii (small-eared galago), 3633 nucleotides. RefSeq names its product solute carrier family 38 member 3 (gene SLC38A3). NCBI's taxonomy places the organism in Eukaryota, Metazoa, Chordata, Mammalia, Primates, Galagidae. Gene Ontology annotation, biological process: histidine transport; L-glutamine transport; amino acid transmembrane transport. Gene Ontology annotation, molecular function: L-histidine transmembrane transporter activity; L-glutamine transmembrane transporter activity; L-asparagine transmembrane transporter activity. The transcript is spliced from 15 exons. The coding region runs from base 1323 to 2837 and encodes 504 amino acids. The record is from RefSeq and is a predicted model, not a curated record.